AUGUCUUUCGUGAAAUCCUUCGAGAAUUUGACAUACAUUGCUUCUGGUCCAAUUUUGUCGGUUUUGGAUGUCAGCCAAGAUAAUGCAAUUCCAGAAACAUUGUUUGAAUGGGAAAAUAUCAAGGAGGAAAAUAUAAUCAAACCGGAAAAUAAUGAAUCGAAUGAAAAUGAAGAAGGAAAGCAACAAAUCAAGAAAGUUGAUGAAAUUGUGGUAAGGGUUUUUUCUGUUUUGGAAAAUUAAUUCAAAUGAAAAUGAACUUCAAAAUUAUACAUCUCAAAGAAUUGUGGUAUUUUUGAUAUGUGAAAUCUCCCACCUGAAAAUAUGUGUUCAAUUUUUUUUUGAAAAUUCCCACAUUUCUUUCCAGCCAAAUCUCCCACAUUCAUAUGUGAUAUAUAUUUUCUUGACAACUUCACAAAUAAUUUGUUUUAAAAAUCUUAAUUCAGAAGACUCCCGAAAAAUCGACCAAUGAUAAUUUUUCUGUAAUUUUUGAAAAACAAUGUUUCCCUUUAUGUAUUUUUCAAACUGAAUUUCUUUACAAAUUUAUCUGAAAAUUUUCAUCCCACUUUUUAAAAUCCCACCAUUCUCAAAAUUCCUCAUUUUUCCAGACAAUUUGUUUUGCACAUUCAAAUGGACCGAGACGUCUUUUGGCAGUUGGAACAAAUCAAAAAUUGGUGCACGUUCUCGAAAUGUCAGAGGUUGGCAAAAAUGCGACGCAUUUGAUUUCAGCAGUCAUUCCAAAAGCACCGACUUCUUGCUCAUUUGACAAGGUUUCUCUCUUUUUCUUAAUUUAAAAAAUGCCAUUAUCAAAAUAUUUUUUAGGAAGAUGCAUAUGUAAUUGUUGGUGAUCGAUCUGGCGAUGUUCAUCGAUUUUCAAUUGAAACUGGAGUAGUUUCUGAAUUGGCUGGCGCGAUUUCAAUGGUUUUAUCAGUUGGUUUGACACAAGAUGGGAAGAGAUUAUUAAUGGCAGAUCGAGAUGAGAAAUUGAGAAUUGUUAGAUAUCCAAAUACUUUUGUUAUUGAAGCGUUUUGUUUGGGACAUACGGAAUAUGUUAGAAGUGUUGCAUCAGCUGGAAAUGAUGUCGCUUAUACUGCAGGUAAUUUUAUUCUGAAAUUUUUAAAUUGUGAGGUUUCAAAUGGCUUCUGAAUUUGAAAAUCUUGGGGCACAAACAUUUUGAAAAAAGAAAACUUCAUAUCGGAAGUUUUCUUUUUAUCAAAAUUAAAAGUUCCGCUGAGAUUUUUGAAGUCCAACUGAAAAAAGGUUGUUUAAUUUUGAACUAUUUUCACUGACAAAAGCCUUAAAUUUUGCCAAUUUUUAUAUCCAUGUUUACUUUUUUCUAGGAGGAGAUGGAUUUGUUCGAGAAUGGCAAAUUGAUAAUGGAAAAUCAAUUAGUUCAACUCUCAUUUCAUCCGAAAAAUCACCUAUUCGAAAAAUUGUUCUAAAUUCCGAUAACUCGAAACUAGCAGUUAUUCUUGAAAAAAGUUCCAAAUUGUAUUUGCUGAAAAUUGGAUCGAAUACAGUAACCGAAGUAUUAUUGGAAAAUGAAAAUGAAAUAAUCGAUUUGGAAGCAAUAAAUGAUGGACGUUUUGUUGUUUUGAGUCGGUAAGCUUUUAAAAAGCUAUAAUUUAUAUUUAUAUCUAUAUCUAUCCCCACUCUUUCACUCAUUAUUUAAUUAUAUAGUGUGCUCUUUUGUUGUUCCUCCCUCCACUUUCAUUUCUUAUUUAAUUUGACAUGUGUUCUUUCUUUAGUGGAACACAACAGACAAAUAUCAAACAACUUUUGAUUAAUUUAUAUAUUUGUUUUUUGUUUCUCUGAGAAAAAGUUCAUGUUUUUUUUCCAGAAACCAAAUAUUAUUGAUCGAUAGCGAUUCGUCUACAGUAAUCCGGAAAAUCCAAAUCGACGGAAAAUUGUUAGAAAAUCUUGGGAAACACAAUGAUGCAGUUGAGAAUCUCUUCAAAAAUGUGACUUUCAAUAAUCAACAAGAAUAUGAAAAACGAAAGGUUGGUAAUUUUAAUGGAAUUUUGAGAAAACUAGAAUAAAUAUUUGUUUCAGACCGAAAAAUUCGCGAAAGUUGAAGAGAAGAAGGCUUUGAAACGAAAAGCCACCUAA
Caenorhabditis angaria is the source of this 2106-nucleotide messenger RNA. The record is from the annotation of a GenBank genome assembly. NCBI's taxonomy places the organism in Eukaryota, Metazoa, Nematoda, Chromadorea, Rhabditida, Rhabditidae.